Messenger RNA from Triticum urartu, 1953 nucleotides. Its product is annotated as protein IQ-domain 26. Gene Ontology annotation, molecular function: protein binding. NCBI's taxonomy places the organism in Eukaryota, Viridiplantae, Streptophyta, Magnoliopsida, Poales, Poaceae. The record is from RefSeq and is a predicted model, not a curated record.
GCUCGCUCUCCCACCUAUAUCCCUCCCGCCUCUCCCUCCCCGCCCGCUGGAGUAGAAGUAGUAGGAGUAAUCCGCUCGCCGCCGCUGCGGUUAUCCGUUCGAGGUUGAUGCGCUGCAAAGUUUCCUCUUCCGGGCUGGCUGGCUGGCUGGGCUGGAGUGACUCACGUAAACUUCGCCGCUCCGCUCCGGCCACCGGCCUUUCCAUCUUUUGCCGCUGCUCCCUUACCUGCCCCGCAACCGCGGGUUGAUUGCCUGCUUUAAUCUCGUGCCUUUCCUCUCUCUCAUUUUCCAGUCGGCCCCGUUCAUUUCUCCUGGAUUUCGCGUACAAAUCGCCCUUCCCUUUUCCAUUCCAAUUAAUACUGCACGAGCCGUGAUGUCGCGUACGGAGUCGACAAGCUGUAUAUAAGCCCUCGCUGUGUUUCUUCCGUCCUUCCUCUAGGUUUCUCCUCCCAUAGCUUCCUGUCCCCAAAAGCUCCUUUUCUCUCGACUCAACUCAACUCGGAGGAGCCUCUGCGCCAGUGCGCCGCGCCCUCGGGCAUAGUGGGCUAAAGAUGGGGCGUGCCAUGCGGUGGCUCAAGAGGCUGCUCACGGGCAGGAAGGAGGCGCACGGAGGCGGCAAGGAGAUCCAUGCCGCGACCGACUGGCAUGACGCGGCGGUGAAGGAGUCCACCAAGAGAUGGAGCUUCGUGAAGCAGAGGAAGAGCGGGGUUGACGCCGGGAAGCGGCCCUCAGAGCCUCUCGCCGCCGCGCUGGAGGUGAAGCCAUGCCGCUGUGCCGGCGGCGAGCAGGCGGGAGCACGCGAGGAGAAGGCGGCCGUCGUGAUUCAGAAAGCCUUCAGAGGCUACCUGGCUAGGAAGGCGCUCCGCGCUCUCAGAUCACUCGUCAAGCUGCAAGCUCUGGUCCGAGGCUACCUCGUGAGGAAGCAGGCGGCCACGACUCUGCACAGGUUGCAGGCGCUCAUGCGGCUGCAGGCCGAUUCCCGCGCAUUCAAGAGCGCCUCCUACCGGAAAUCCAUGGAGCAGGAGAGGAUCGUUGCGCAAGAUGCUCGGAUGAGGACGCCGCCGGCCAAGCCGGGGCACCGCCGGAGGCUGUCCGACAGCACAGACUCCAACUACGAGCGCAGCCCGCGGAUUGUGGAGAUGGACACGUGCCACCUCCGCUCCCGGUCCAGCCGGAUGGUGAGCAGCGGCCGGUACGCCACCGAUCGCUCGUCGGGCCGCCUCGCCCCGGACGUGGCCCUGCCGUUCUCGCCGCGGUCUGUGAAGCAGCCCCCGCGGCUGUGCACCCGGCGUGAGCCCGUCAGGCUCGCCAAGACGGCGCAGAACACGCCCCGCUUCGGCGGGCCCGACGCGCCCUACACGUACGACUCGCCUGCCAAGAGCGUGGACGGGCUGGCGGCGCGGCCGGCCUGGCACCGGGACCUGCUCGCGAGCCCGCGGUACAUGGCGGGCACGGCCUCGUCGGCGGCGAGGCUGCGGUGCCACAGCGCGCCCAGGCAGCCUGAGGAUGCGCCGAGGGCGAGCCUGACCCAGCGGGAUGCUGGGCCGAGGAAGUCGAUGUGCACGCGGACGCAGCAUGGCGGCCUCUGCUUCCACAGCUCGGAUGCCACCCACACGCGCCGCUCCGACCUCAGCGACGACGCGGCAAGAGAUUAUUACUUGGACAGGAUGUGGUGAUCGUCUGAUCUAUGAGAUGGAGGCGGACGGACGGUGGUGUAAGAUACCAGUUGUUGCAAAUUGCUGGAUAGUCUCCGAAUUUUGUACAUGCUUAGUUGUUAAAUUUUCUUUCUUGAUGACAUCUACGAGCUGCUAAAGUGUUACUACAACCACAAUAUUUUGGGACGGAGGGAGUAUGUCUUAGCUCGUAGUAACACUUUGGCAUGUGCCAAAAACGUUUUUAUAUUUUUGGACUGAGGAAGUAAUAAGUAGUGUGAAAGUCUGAAAGUUUACGACA